AAAAAUGAACAAGUGAGAAUUACUAUUCUCGCUCUUCCUCUCCUCAUAUAUCUCUCCAUCAUACAUUUUAGUCUAUGUCAAAAUCUAUAGAUAUAAAAAAAAAAAUAGAACAAGUAAAUGGAGUUGGAAAAGGGUAAUAGAGUUAUGAUGAUGAGGGACUACAGGAAAGGAAACUGGACACUUGAAGAAACAAUGGUUUUGAUUGAGGCCAAGAAGUUAGAUGAACAAAGAAGAAUGCUAAAAAACAACCCAAAUGCACAAAGUACAUCAUCAACAAUGAAACCAUCAUCAAGUGGUGAACUCAGAUGGAAAUGGAUAGAAGAACAUUGUUGGAAAAAAGGUUGUCUAAGAAGCCAAAAUCAAUGUAAUGAUAAAUGGGAUAACUUAAUGAGAGAUUUCAAGAAAAUAAGAGAGUAUGAAAGAAGAAACAAUGAUAAUGAAGAUGAUACUAAUAAAAAAUCUUAUUGGACAAUGGACAAGAUUGAGAGGAAAAAUAAUAAUUUGCCAACAAAUAUGUUACCACAACUCUAUCAUGCUUUGGCAAAUGUGGUUGAGUCCAAAUUUGGUAGUACUGUCUCAGUUCUUCCAACCAUUGUAUUCAACCCUUGUACUACUACUACUAAUACCACCACUACUCCUCUUCCGCCGCCGCCACCACCACCACCACCGCUAUUGCUGCCACCGUCACCGCCGCCGCCAUCAGCAUUGCCUGCACAAGAAUCAUCAACAAAAAGAAAAAAGCCAAGUGAUGGAGAAAGAAGCAUUUCAGAAGAAAUAAGUACAAGUUCAAGUUUGUUAAUUGAAGCAAUUAAAGGGUUUGAAGAAAGGGAAGAAAGAAGGCAUAAAGAGUUGUACGACUUGCAUCAAAAGAGGUAUAAGCUUGACGAGUCAAAGAUUGAGUUGGAAAGACAAGGUUUUGAUAAAUUGGUUGAUGCCAUUAAUAAUCUUUCCAAUUCUAUCAUUGCUUUCACUUCACAAAGGACUCAUCUCUAACUAUUAAUAUUUUAUAUUCUUCAAAAAUCAAUUAAAUAUAUGGUGGUAGGGACUAGAGAUAUAUGUAUAGUGAUGAAUGAUACCCUUUUUAACUCCUUUUUCUUUU
Messenger RNA from Erigeron canadensis, 1099 nucleotides. RefSeq names its product trihelix transcription factor ASR3-like. Lineage: Eukaryota; Viridiplantae; Streptophyta; Magnoliopsida; Asterales; Asteraceae. The transcript has 2 exons. The record is from RefSeq and is a predicted model, not a curated record. Bases 118 to 993 code for a protein of 291 amino acids.